This is a messenger RNA of Pneumocystis murina B123, 1400 nucleotides long. RefSeq names its product phosphomevalonate kinase. Gene Ontology annotation, cellular component: peroxisome. Gene Ontology annotation, molecular function: phosphomevalonate kinase activity; ATP binding. The transcript has 3 exons. The coding region runs from base 27 to 1400 and encodes 457 amino acids. The record is from RefSeq and is a predicted model, not a curated record. NCBI's taxonomy places the organism in Eukaryota, Fungi, Ascomycota, Pneumocystomycetes, Pneumocystales, Pneumocystaceae. Gene Ontology annotation, biological process: ergosterol biosynthetic process; isopentenyl diphosphate biosynthetic process, mevalonate pathway.
CCUUAUUAAGUCCAAAAACACAUUAAAUGAAGAGAAAUAAGACGGUAGUUUCUGCACCAGGAAAGGUCCUUCUUGCAGGAGGAUAUUUAAUUCUUGAACAAGAAAAUGAAGGUUUUGUUCUUACGCUUUCAGCAAGAAUGGUUUGUAUUGUUGAAGAUCAGGAGAAAAAAGGAGAAUUUCCAGAGAUAAGAGUAUGUUGUAAACAGUUUAAACAGCCAGAUUAUUUUUUUCGUGUUAUUUUUGGAGAAAAUGAAGAAGUUUCAGAAAUUCAAGAAAUUAACAGAGCGCGUAACUUGCACAUAUAUUAUGCAUUAAUUUAUUCAUUAUUUUAUUGUAAUCCAUCUAAGAUGCAAGAUCUCUAUAUUACUAUAUUGGCAGACAAUGACUAUUAUUCACAAAAUGGACCACGUUCAACACUUUCUAAAUAUAAAAAGUUCGAGUUUCCUAUAGAAAUGGUUCAUAAGACAGGAAUAGGAUCAUCAUCAGCACUUAUGACAAGUAUGAUUGCAGCGCUAGUAGUUCAUUUAUCAGAUGGAAAAUUUGACAUUCAACAAACUCAGAAUAAAUGGAUAAUACAUAAUCUUUCACAGAUAGCUCAUUGUUCAGUUCAGGAGAAAAUAGGAAGUGGAUUUGAUAUUGCAGCAGCAUGUUUUGGAAGUUGUCUAUAUCGGCGAUUUGAUCCAGCUAUUAUUGACAGUGUUGGAGAAUAUACAUCAUCUCAAUUCAAAAAACAGCUUACAAAAGUUGUUGAAAGUCUUUGGGAUAUUUCAAUUGAAGAGCUAGAUUUUCCUCCAGGACUUGGAGUUGUUUUAAUUGAUAGAAAUAAGGGAACAACAACUUCGAAUAUGGCACGUAAUGUAAUGGCAUGGAAAAAUAAAGAUACAGAAGCUAAUCUUAUCUGGGAGGAGUUGAAGAAAGCAAAUAAUUUGUUCUAUAAAACGCUGAGUGAAAUGACUAAUGCUAGCCACCAAUUUGUCUCGGAUUAUUAUGAAGUAUUAAAAAUCUCAGGACAGGUUUCAUGGGAUAAAGACAAAAUAAAAUUUGAAGAUAAAACAAAACAAUUCAUUUAUGAUAUAUUGUACAAUUUAUAUUCUCAAUUAAAGUUAAUUCGGGAACAAUUAAAAAUAAUAGGUGUCAAAUCAAAUGUUCCUAUAGAGCCUCCCUCACAAACACUUCUUCUUGACAAAUGCAUCAAAAUUCCAGGUGUUUUGGGUGUUGGAAUACCAGGUGCAGGUGGCUACGACGCCAUUUUUUGUAUAAUUAUUCAACAAAGUAAUGCUAAAAAAGACAUCUCCUCUAUAGAACUUGAUGAUACAGACUUGUCUAUUCUCUUAUCAAAAGAAGAACAUGCUGGUUUAAAAGUAGAAAAUAAUCAUGAAUUUGAUUUCUUUUUGGACUAA